Lymnaea stagnalis (great pond snail) is the source of this 7929-nucleotide messenger RNA. NCBI's taxonomy places the organism in Eukaryota, Metazoa, Mollusca, Gastropoda, Lymnaeidae. The record is from the annotation of a GenBank genome assembly.
CCUCAAUUGAAGAGCGGUACAUAAACACUCGGUUGUUGUUCUGGUUCUGGCUCUGACUCUGGUAUGUUACGUUGCUGCAUCCAUGAACUGGCAUCUUUGCAACUGUUGUCUCCGGCGUGUCCACAUAUUUUGCUUUACGGGCCGCUUUACGCUUUCUUACCAAUAGAGAACUUUAUAUCUUUAAAAAGCAAUAAGACAAACUAUUCUUUUUGAAACAGCAUCAUAAUGUCUUCUUAUAAACUGGAGCACGAAAAAUUCAUCACUGGUCACAAUGGUACAAACUACCUCGAGGUGACCAUGGCAACUAGCAUUUCCUGCUUUGCUUGUUUUGCAAGAGAUUUGUUUUUGCUCUCCUCAGUCGGUAAACUUUUAAGGUUUGUGUUAAAAUUAAAUCACAAGUACAACCAUGGAUAAUCCGGACAUAAUGAUAAUGUCUUAAAUUAUAACAAUAAUUGGCUGUUUCAGAUUGAGCGGCCCACGACGACUUUGUUUUGGAUUCACUCCCCUUAUUUUUUUAUAUUUUUUGUUAAAGAGGUUAGUUUUUUAAUGGAAUGCGGGAUAAAUUAAGAGAAAGUGGCCCGAGUCUAUUUCCAUGGCCGCCAUCUUGGUUGCCUCGACCCGCGCACUUUUACGUGUUCACUGGUCGAGGCAACAAAGAUGGCGGCCAUGGAAAAAUAAAAUAAUUCACAUUUGCUAAAAUUUGGAAGAAAAAUUUUAAAAUGUAUGAAAAAAUUGUCUGAAAUUGAUCCCCAUGCCUAACCUGAACCCUAAAUCUAUCCCUAUCCCUAACCCUAAAUCUAUCCCUAUGCCUAACCCUAACCCUAAAUCGAUCCCUAUGCCUAACCCUAACCCUAAAUCGAUCCCUAUGCCUAACCCUAACCCUAAAUCUAUCCCUAUGCCUAACCCUAACCCUUAAUCUAUCCCUAUGCCUAACCCUAACCCUAAAUCGAUCCCUAUGCCUAACCCUAAACCUAAAUCGAUCCCUAAGCAUAACCUGAACCCUAAAAACUAGCAGUAAAUCCACAAGUUGUCAAAACACGUGGAAUUUCACACUUUCGCAAGAAAACGAUAAAAAUUAACAAAAAACAAUAAAAAAGGGCCCCAAAUAAUUCUAAACUGAAGUAAUAAUGAAAAUCCAACUUACAGUUUCAUAAAAUACACUUUUACACACUUUAUUUCAGGUUCCAAGGAAAAUAUAGCCACAAAAUGAAUAAAUCUCCACACCCCACAGGCACCCCAAAGAUAUCAAAUAUGGUGGAACAACCGAAAUAUGAUAAUCAGCCAACCAAUGAAAAUUUUACAAUUAUAAUUAAUCAACCAAUAAAAUGUUAAUUCCAAAAAUGUAACUCUUUUUAAAAAAAUACGAAAAAAAAUUAUGCAUUCUCCAAAUCUAAACAAAGGGCAAUAAAAAUGCCUAAAUCUCCUCGGGCCGGAUUCUCUUAAAUAGCCGGAAUGCGGAAUUCUUCUAAACACCUAACAAUGUAAAUUAUUAAAUAAAUGAAAUAAUAGAAUUAUAGUUCAUCCAGUAGAGCAGUCAAUUUGGCUUUGGCAUUUUAAAAAGUACUAAAAACGAAGGGUCUACAUGUCCGACGACUGUACAAAUAAUUCUCAAGAUAUUCGUCCGGCGCCCAGGUCACAUGACCGCCAUAACAAAGUUAGGCGAGAUAUCUGUCCGUCAGCCUUGCCACGUCAUCGCUAAUAGUCUCUCAUAAAACUGGCUUAGGAGAUGUGUGUGGUAUGGGGGGGGGGGGUGGGGGGGAAAGGAAGCAAUGCAUACUAGAAGGGAGAAAUACUGAGAGCGAGAGAGAAAGGAUAAAAAUGUUAGUGAGGGUGCUAAAUAAUUAAGGCGGGGAGGUCGAAAGUUCCCAAAUAGAAAUAGACCCUAUAUCUUAAUAUAGGGCCAAUGUAGUAUGCUGUUGGGGUAGACUACUUCUCACGUAAUAUCAAUAGCCUAUUUCUAUAUUCCCUAUAAAUAGUUUUGGGAUUGUUUAAAAGUAGGAAGAUUUUAGAUAGGUGAUUUUAUUUUUAAAAAAUACAUUUUUCAAACAUCCAAACCUACAAUGUAUAAUAUUUAUACUCAAGUCAUAAUCUAGGUUGGGAUUUGCAUCGUAUAAAUUGAGUGGCAUGGCAGCUAACAUCACUAACAUCCAAACUAAAAUUUUAAUAUUCCUCAAUAUGGCACACCAUUUGUUUGAUAAAUAUAAAUUAAAAUAUGACUAUUUAUAAUGCUAUCAAACUCAUGGCUCAGUAUCUAAGAUACUCAAAUAUUUUAAAAUUAAUUAAAAAUAAUUUACCUUUAUUAGGUUUCUUAGCAAUAUAAAUUAUAAGAAUAUAAAAUAGAAAUUAAAAAGUUAAUCUCCUUAUAUUAUUAAAUAUCUAAUAAUCAUAAAGUGAAUACUUUUAAUUUCAGGCCAAGAAUUCUGUCGGAGUUUCUGUUGUUGAUUCUGCCAAACAUUAUCAGUGUAACAAUUUUUUGUGACUUCAUAGAAUUAUUUGCCUUUUUAAUUUUGUUCAUCUGUACAGUUUACUGUAUGUAUCUAAAACAGACUCAUAAAGUUGUUCCAUCCACAUUAUAUGUGACAAAUUUGGAUAAUAGAAAAGCAUUCAUAACAUACUUCAGAUCAAUCAUCAAUGUUUGCACAGCCGUGGCAAUACUGGCUGUUGAUUUCCCAGUGUUUCCGAGGAAGCUAGCUAAAACAGAGACAUAUGGUUUUGGAGGAAUGGACAUAGGUGUAGGAUUAUUUGUUGUUGCAAAUGCCAUUGUUAGUCCAGAGACUAAAAAUAGAGAUGUAAAAAUACCUGCCUAUUCUCAUUUGAAAAAGGCUGUAUUUUCAUGCAUUCCUCUGCUGAUACUUGGGGUUGCUAGACUUUUAGCUGUUAAAGGUACUGAUUAUCAUGAACAUGUUACAGAAUAUGGUGUGCACUGGAACUUUUUUUUCACGCUUGUGGCCCUUAAGGUAAGUUGAUUUUUUAAAAGAGACUAUUCACUUAUUCAGAAAUUUAAUAUCCUGGACAAAAGUUAUCCUUUAAGUUUUGAUGAAAUGCAUUUAUCUUGAUAAUUGAAGACUUUUUCCAGUUUAAUAAAUUUCUGUACCUUUUAUAGUAAAGAUGCUAUUUAUAAUUAUAGCACAACUGCAACAUUCUGUAAAAGUUUAAAACUAUAAGUAAAAAACUAUUGUUUGAACUCAAAUAAAGAAAAAUUAGAUCCAUUUCAUAAGAGCUAAAUUUAAACUUGCUAAUCAAAAGCUUAAGUUUCUUUGAUUUAAUAACCAUGUGUAGCAAAACUUAUAAUGUAUUUUUAUCUUUUUAAAAGUAAAAUUAUAAAUAUAAUUGAUUGGUUUUUAAAUUGUAAAUAAAACACACCAAAUUUUGUAUUUUUAACAUUUAAUAAGUUUUACUUAUUUUUCAUUUAAAAAAAGUGCUUUUAUCAAUUUGUAAAGAAAUAGCAACUAAUGUUUAAAAAUACUUUUUAAUAAGGAAAGGCUUUUUAACUUUUUAAGUCAAUAUGUUGAUGAAUUUAUUAAUUUGUAUUAAAAUCUCUGGUGGAGGGGGAUUCAAUACUCAUUUUGUCCCAGGCAGCACAAGAUACGCCUGAGAAUAAAGGAAUGACUUUGAUAAAUAAUUAACCUUCUUAGGUACAUAUAUCAGGGGUAAAUUUUUUACAUGGAUGACAAUAUCUUUAAAUCCAUAAUAAUACUUACUUACUUAUGCCUUUGUACCCAGUCUGGGGCAUAGGCCAUCCACAAGAAUUCUCCACUCAUCACGGUCCUGUGCUUUCCUUUCCAAUUGUUUCCAGGUAUUUUGUGUUUCUGCCUCUAGCUCACGUCUCCAUGUAUUCUUAGGCCUUCCUCUCUUUCUUUUUCCCUGUGAGUUCCAUGUUAGGCAUUGUCUGGUGAUACUAUCUGGGGGUUUUCAGAGCGUAUGCCCUAUCCAUCUUCAUCUUUUCUUUAUGAUAUCUUCAUCAAUGGGCACAACCUGGUAUGUCCUUUCUAGUAGAUCUUUCUUGGUGAUGGUAUUUGGCCAUUGGAUGUUCAGGAUUUUUCAAAGGCAUGUGUUUAUGAAUGUCUGCACUUUCUGAAUAAGGCUCGCGGUUGUUUUCCAAGUUUCUGCUCCAUAUAGUAGAACUGUUUUAACAUUUGUAUUAAAGAUUCUAACUUUGGUUUGCAGUUUCAGCUUCUUUGAUUCCCAUAUUUUCUUUAAUAGCACAAAUGCAGAUCUAGCUUUUCCAAUUCUAGCCCUUACACCCGCAUCUGAUCCGCCAUUUGUGUCUAUGGUGCUGCGUAAGUAUGUGAAGGACUCCACUUCUUCCAGUGCCUUUCCUGAGUCCAUCCAACCAAAAGUAAACUCAUCCUCAUCCAUAAUAUUACAGUCAUGAAAAAGAGGUGUUACAUUCUCGUUUUACAAAUAAAUAUAUGUUUACCAAUUAAGAAAAUAUAGUUCAACGUGAUUACAUUUAAAUAAGUAUACCCAUAUCUCAAAUAAAAAUAUCAAAACCCAAUCAUUUUACACACAUGAAAAGUUAAUCUUACAAGCAGAGCCAUAUUUUUUUUCUUUAAUAUUUCAUUGGCAUGAACAAAGAUGGGUUAAGAUUUCCUUUAAAAAAAAUUAAAUAUAUUUUUGUUUUUACUUUGCGAAAAGUAAAGUGGGUGUAUAUUUUUAUGAGAUUAAUAACAUUUCUUUUUUAAAAAAAACACUCAAGGCUUUUACCGACGGGAAAAAUGGUUGAGGGAUCUUUCUUUAUAUCAAAGAAUUCUUUGUUUUACGAUUUUCCGAUAAAUAGUAAAAAAACAAGGCAAAAGUUUAGUUACAUUUUUAAUGAAGAUAACAAAUUCCGUUAAUAAUAUAUAUAUUUUAAAUGUUAUGUAGAUUUUUCGUUGUAAAUUUAAGGUCAUGUUUUACAAUUUUUAGAGAAAAAAAAUUGUAGUUCAGGGGCGCAAAAAGGGUAGUGUAGUUGGAUAUUAUAUAGCAGAUAGAUAUUUCUCAAAACUAAAUGAGGUUAGAAACGUAAACAUCAUUUCAUAUAUAAUUGUUUUGUUUUUAAAAAAAAGGAAUUCUGAUGAGUUUUUGCAAUAGCAGGUAGAAAAUACCACAAAAUGCAUGCCAUUAAUAUCCCGGUUCCAUCGGGUCAUAUAUUAUAGUUUAUAAUAGAUGAUGAAGAUUGGAUCAAUUAUUUUGUAAGCCACAUGCGCUCUAAUCUGACUCCCUCAUCUCAUUGACUGUCUCAUAAAAAUAAUUAAAUAAAGACUAAAAUUAAAUCUACACUUCUGUGUUAGUAGCAGCUUAAACACUUGAAAUACAUCUCUUACUAUUUGUGAAUGUUUAAUUGAUGAUAACACGAUAUAGUAGUUUUUUUCUUUUACACCACAGUUAUCCCUGAGCAUAUUGUAUUGUAUCAUCCCUGUGAACAAGUCAGGGUCAGUGGCAACAUUUAUACUAAUCUUACACCAAAGUCUCCUGUCAAGUGGUCUCUCAUCUUACAUUUUAAAUGGUUCAGAUGGAAAGGGUGGAAGAAAUGGAUUGCUCGAUGCCAAUAGGGAAGGCAUCUUUUCACUGCCGGGCUAUAUUUCUAUUUACAUGUUUGGUGUACAACUUGGAGCUUUUCUAUUUCAAGAGAGGUAUUUUGACAAGAUAUCAUUGUUAUAAUUUGUCAUUGUAUUUAUGCUAGUUAUUUUCAUCGCCCUUUGCUUUUUUUUAGUCAUAUUACCGUAACAACUCUGAAGUUUUGGAAGACAUUGAAUUUAUAAUUUUUGGAAAAUUGUGUUUUUAAAAAAGUAUUUUUUAUAUUGUUUAAUUUCGUACUUUUUAAGUCAAAGUGUACAAAGUUUCAGCUCAAAUGGAGAUCAGGAAAUGGGUAAAUUUUAAGAUGCAAGAUAUGUCCUGCAGAGGUCACUCAAAGGUCAGUGGAUGUCACUAGUGACCUACUGAUCAUGAAGUGGUGUAUUGUAUUUUUGUUAAGAUAGCUAAAUGAGAAAGUGGAAUUUUAAUUAGCUGAUGAGCACUUAUCAGCUUUACAUUAAAAAUCACAUAAUAAUUUUAAUGGUUUGCUUUCUUCCCAGAUUUUUCAUUGAGUAGCAGGGUCAAAUACAUUUUUAAACAAAAACUUCUAUAAAUUAAUUGAAUCUUUUUUUUUUUUUACUUAGAAAAAAUCUAAAAGAGUGGUGGACAGCAGCUAAGAAGUUGUCAUAUAAAUUCAUAUUGUUCACCCUUGGCAUGUCCAUUGGUCAUUUAAAAAUAGAACCUGUUUCAAGAAGACUUGCCAAUGCAUCAUUUGUAUUGUGGGUGGUAAGUUAUUUUUUUAUCAUACAGUGUGAGUCUUGACCUCAAAAUAAUUUGCAGAUGGCUCAUUAAUUACAUGAAAACAUAAUUAAAUAAUUCAUAACAAUGGUUGCAGUGCUUCAAAAUAAUGUACCCCACUCUGUUUAUACCAGUAAAAGUGAUUUUGUAACUUAAUUUAUUUGAUGGGUAACAGGUUUAACUGGCAACAUUCAUGCUGAAGGCAGAGUUAAUAUCUUUAAAUCCAUGGCAACAUUCAUUUCCUUAAUAUCUGACCAAAAUAAUUUGCUAUGUUCUUUGAUUGCUGUUGUAUUAUUUAUAGACUUCAAUAUGUUUUAACCUCAAUAUGUUUCAACCUCUCAGAUGAGUCUCAGCUACUUUAUGAUUCUGGAAUGCUUGGUUGGAGAAAUUAUCAUAACGUGCAUCAAGGCUCAAAUUAAAAUUAACAUGACGUCAAAAAUCAAAGAUACCAUGAAAAAAGAGGCUCAACAUUCUCUUGUUCAGACUACUGCUAAGUUGCAAAGAAAUGUCCAAUGGAAAGAUGAUUCCAAUAAACUCCAUUCAGAGGUUUGCACAAACAAACCUGACUUCGAUGUGUGUACCAUGAAUGCAGUAAGUUUCAACUCACUGUUGUUCUUCCUACUUGCCAAUGUCAUGACUGGUUUAGUUAACAUGAACAUAUCAACACUGCAAACUUCAGAUUUUAGUGCUGUGGCUAUUCUUGUUGUUUAUAUGUUUUUAUUGUGUCUCGUAGCCGUAAGUUUAAAAGCAAAAAAUAUAUCCACUAAAAUAUGGUAAUUUUCUUAAUACCCAAUAAAACAUUUGAAUUAAGUUUAAGUGAUUGCUUUACUAUUCCAUUGAUAUUUAAAUGCAAUUAAGAAUAAAUAAAUUAAAAAAUCUUUGAAAAAAAGAAUUUUUAAAAAAGUUUUUAAAGUCAUGUUUAAACACACUUAAAAUUCACUACAAAAUGAAAUAUGUGUAGAAGGAUAAAAAGGCACCAUGUGAAUCCAAAGAAAGUAUGUGUAGAACGAUAGAAAGGCACCAUGUGAAGCCAAGGAUAGAAAGGCACCAUGUGAAGCCAAAGGAAGAAUGUGUAGAAUGAUAGAAAGGCACCAUGUGAAUCCAAAGGAAGUAUGUGUAGAAGGAUAGAAAGGCACCAUGUGAAGCCAAAGGAAGAAUGUGUAGAAUGAUAGAAAGGCACCAUGUGAAUCCAAAGGAAGUAUGUGUAGAAGGAUAGAAAGGCACCAUGUGAAGCCAAGGAAUUCCAAUUAUAUGUAGAAGAAACUUAAAUGGUUUUUUUCUCCCCUUAAAAUUGUAAAAAUAUAUAUUCUGCCAACAAUUAUAUUUAAUUACAUUUAUUAGGAAGCUAAAAAUAUGAAUAUUUCAGUUGAUCUAUCCCAUGAUGCCAUUGACAUAUUUUUAAGAAAAGGAUUUGAAAUAAUUGUUAAUGCCUUUGACAAUAAAUGUAAAGUUUGUUUUCUUUCUGGACUGUCAAAUCUUUACUUAAGGAGAAAAAGAUUUUUGUAAACUACUGUAUCUCAAUAAUAUUUUUGGAGUCACCAAUGAGAAAUAAAAGUGACUAAUGUUAAUCAAGAAAUGCAGCUUUUCUUUUUUUAUGAAAUGAUUAAAAAAAACAACUUGAAAUUAUAAAAUAAU